UAGUGUAUUAUGGGAGCCAAUGGGAUGUGGUACAAAGAUAGCAUCACUGACUGAUAAUUAUAUUCUUCUUUGGGAUUUACAAGAAAGCUCAAGCAAGGCAGUGCUCUCAUGUUCUACAACCUUGAAAGGAAAAGGUCAGUUAAAGUUUACUUCUGGCUGCUGGAGUCCUCAUCACAACUGCUCACAACUUGCCACAGCGAAUGACACAGCUAUUCGAGGCUGGGACAUUAGAACCAUGUGUCAAGUUUAUUGCAUCGAAAAUGCCCAUGGCCAAUUGGUACGAGAUCUUGACUUCAAUCCCAACAAGCAAUACUACUUAGCAAGCUGUGGGGAUGACUGUAAAGUGAAGUUUUGGGACACCAGAAAUGUCCAUGAACCAGUCAAGACUUUGGAAGAACAUUCCCAUUGGGUAUGGAGUGUCCGAUACAAUCAUUCACAUGAUCAAUUGGUGUUGACUGCCAGCAGUGACAGCAGAGUCAUCCUGUCCAACAUGGUUUCCAUUUCAUCUGAGCCCUUUGGCCAUCUGGUGGAUGAUGAUGAUUUAAGUGACCAUGAAGACAAUCAUAAUGAAGACAAGAAAGAACCGCUACAGGACAGUAUAAUAGCAACAUAUGAAGAGCAUGAAGAUAGUGUCUAUGCUGUUGAAUGGUCCUCUGCUGAUCCGUGGUUAUUUGCAUCUUUAAGUUAUGAUGGAAGACUGGUGAUAAACCGGGUACCACGAGCAUUAAAAUACAGUAUUUUGUUGUAAUUUUGUAGCAAAGAGGCCCUUUUGGGCGAGGAUGGGGGGGCGGUGAUCAUUCUGAUUUGCUUCAGGCAGGGCAAAGCCCUUGGUACGUGGUAGACCUAGAAGUCUGGGUUUCUCUGUAUGUUGUGAAAUGUUAACACCACAGCAUAUGUCUUUUCGAUGUUGACUUGUUCCACACUUAGAAGUCAGGCCUGGCUUCCUAUUGAGCAGAUUGCUCUCUGGAGAAAUUCAAAUGGGCCAGGUGGAUCCAGUCCAUGAUCCUGGAGUGAGUAGGAGUCUGAUUCAUGACCCUUAGGGAAGGAUCCAACCAAGAUCACAGGAUUGCUAGCUUAGGUAGGUAUUGGAGAAAGGAUUCCAGUGAAGGUACUUGUCUUUUCCCUGAGAUUAUUCUUCCUUUGCUGCAACUGCUGCCACUGCCAGUCCUGCUCAGGUUGGCAACAGUUAAACUUGCAAAGCAGAAUAGAUACAGAGCUUCCUACCUCAAUGUCUACAAGAUGCCACUCCACCUCCUGGGAGUGGGUUGAUUGCCUGCCAUUUGAUCCAUGGUUGCCCACCCAUUGUUUUGCUUCAGCAAAACUGAAAAGUUGAUGGGUAGGAACCAACUUCCCAACACAUUUGUGUUUUUUGUCUGUUUAAUUCCCCACUUGUGGUCAAUCCAACCUGUUCACUAAUGUUGAAAUUUCCCCACUAUUUUCUUGAUCUUGAUUUACUUUUGUACAAUUUCUGUUAUAUGAAACUCCGAAUAAAAAUUGGCAUUAAGUGACAUAA
This is a messenger RNA of Rhincodon typus (whale shark), 1513 nucleotides long. RefSeq names its product EARP-interacting protein homolog. NCBI's taxonomy places the organism in Eukaryota, Metazoa, Chordata, Chondrichthyes, Orectolobiformes, Rhincodontidae. Gene Ontology annotation, molecular function: protein binding. The transcript is spliced from 5 exons. The record is from RefSeq and is a predicted model, not a curated record. Bases 20 to 748 code for a protein of 242 amino acids. Gene Ontology annotation, biological process: protein ubiquitination.